Molecule: messenger RNA, 1488 nt
Organism: Beauveria bassiana ARSEF 2860
Lineage: Eukaryota; Fungi; Ascomycota; Sordariomycetes; Hypocreales; Cordycipitaceae
Product: Ribosomal protein S5
Exons: 2
Coding region: 1-1488 (495 amino acids)
Biological process (GO): regulation of translational initiation
Cellular component (GO): cytoplasm
Source: RefSeq, a predicted model, not a curated record
AUGGCGGGCCAGGCUGAUUUACAGGAGCUGCUGCGCAUGCUCACGGCCCGGAAAGUCCCCGUGUUAUCAGCCAUGGGUCACGUCAAGUCACUCCAGGCAAUGAAUCUCAAGAGCAUCGAACAAAUAGCAGACGCCCCGCUGGCGACAGUAGAAGACGCGCUGAAAGACGCAAAGCUGGCCAAGGGCCUGCACACAGCAUGCAAAUCACACAGUAAGAAGCCCGCGGCGGCAGCUAAGCGCGGCGCAGAGGACGCGCCGUCACCAAAAGCAAAGAAGCCCAAGCUGGAGCCCACGAAACACGACCUAGACUACAGCUCAAUGGCGGCGGAUGAUCUAGAAGCGUCAAUGGAGCUACCGCUGGUUGAGGACGAAACCCUGAUACGCGACACCACCGUCGUGACAAACAGAGCGCCGCUAGUUCUCGCCUUCGCCGUCGAGCUCCUGCGGGUGACGAUGCCGGAGCAACCGCCAAGCAGCAGGCUGAGCCUCGCGCAGGCGCUGGUGAGCGCCAACUCGCGGAGCAAGGCUGUCAGUAUCGGCAUCGAGAAGCCUGGCGGGGAGGUGCCCGUCGCCGAGGGCCAGCCCAAGGUGCGCGUCAUGGGUCGCGAGAUUCCCGUGCUUAAGCGUGGCGACUACACAUGGUCGGGUGCACCAGAGAAAAAGACGGACAGUUCUACAGAUGGCGCGAGCGCGUCGCACGGGAGUGAAAAGACGUGGACGGCGAGCUCGACGCUGACGUCGCGGGCUUCUACGUUUGUAGCCCACGCGGCGUCCGUGUCCAACGCCGGCUCGCGGCCCGGCCUCAUCAGGCAGCUCAUGACGGAGCGUCCCGACCUGGAGACGGCGUCGCACAACGCGUGGGCCAUUCGCACCAGCUUUGGCAAUUCGCCGCUGGUGCAGCAGGCCUCGUUUGACGACGGCGAGACCGGCUGCGGCAAGUUUAUGCUGGAGAUUUUGAGGGAGGCUAAUAUUACGAAUACGCUCGUAGUUCUGACGCGGUGGUACGGCGGUGUGAUGCUGGGGCCGGACCGGUGGCGGCUGAUGCGCGAGUGCGUCAACGACGCGCUCGCGUCGCAGCGGCGCACGGCGAGCUUUGUGGCCGGCGAAGCUGCCGUAUGGGGUCUCGACACGCAGGACGCGAGUCCGGCUACAUCGACCGUCGGCAUGGGCAUACACCGGCCCGAAGCCGCGCGAAACUACCUGCUCCGCUCGUUUGCGUCGCCCGCGGUGGUGCCAGCGGGCAGCCCCAAGAAGACAGUGACGGCCAUUGACGCGGAGAAGCAGGAGAACCUGGGGAGGCUGCUUGGCGCGCUGCGGAUCGUCGUGGAGAGCUGGGCGGGCGCGCUGAGCAAGAAUGAGCUGGACAAGAGAGCGUGGAACUGGUACGUGGCUGUGCGGCCGGAUGUGCAGUCGGGGCCGUCUGGCUGGGGAGCUCGGGGCGAGCUGAAGCUGAGCAAAAUACUGGACCUGAAGCGUAACGUGGGCUGA